Messenger RNA from Striga hermonthica, 501 nucleotides. The record is from the annotation of a GenBank genome assembly. NCBI's taxonomy places the organism in Eukaryota, Viridiplantae, Streptophyta, Magnoliopsida, Lamiales, Orobanchaceae.
AUGACGGCCGGCAGCCAAAGCCUGAAAUCAAACUGCUGGGAGACGACUCAACUGCGGCCGAAGACGGGGAAUUGGGCGAGAGUGUUGGAGGAAAUCGUGAGGAUAGAGAAAAGGGCGUUUCCCAAGCACGAGUCGCUCGCUAAUUCGUUCCAAGAAGAAGUUAAGAAGAGCAACAGCGGCUUGAUUUACUCACAGAUCGGGGACGAGGUUGCCGGCUACGUCAUGUAUUCUUGGCCCUCAUCACUCUGCGCUUCUAUCACAAAGCUCGCAGUGAAAGAAAACUUCAGGCGGCAGGGACUUGGUGAAGUAUUGCUUCAGACAGCUAUACAGAAAUGUAAGUCACGAAAUAUCCACAGAAUAUCACUUCAUGUUGAUCCCUCGAGGACUGCAGCUUUGAGUCUCUACAAGAAACUUGGCUUCCAGGUGGAUUGUUUAGUAGAAUGCUACUAUUCUUCUGAUAGAAAUGCGUAUAGAAUGUACCUGGAUUUCAAUGCUGAUUAG